Molecule: messenger RNA, 5386 nt
Organism: Uloborus diversus
Lineage: Eukaryota; Metazoa; Arthropoda; Arachnida; Araneae; Uloboridae
Product: protein outspread-like
Exons: 20
Coding region: 162-5228 (1688 amino acids)
Biological process (GO): actin filament organization
Cellular component (GO): actin cytoskeleton
Molecular function (GO): actin filament binding
Source: RefSeq, a predicted model, not a curated record
UUAUUAUCAGUCACGCGUUCGGCCGAGAUGGCGGUGUUUUCGUGCUGCUGCUGCUUCCCCAAGUGUGACUGCGGCCCGCACCUUUAGAUGUUCUUUGGACUUAAAAUACCGAUUUUAUAUCCUUCCUUAAAAGCGAGACGUAUGCACGGUUGCCUUCUGGGAUGUCGGCUCUGAAAUCUGAAUGCCGGAAGUUUUCACCGAACGUGUUCAACAAAACCAAAUGUCAAAAUUGCUUUCGAACCAAAGAAGCCCAUUCUGCAGAGGCCUUGGAAAAUAACAGGGCUUCGAGGAAUGUUUCCAAAUGUGGAUAUCUUUUUGUGGCACCUGACUGGGAUUUCAACGUCUCUGUCAACAGAACAAAACGAUGGCAGAGAAGGUGGUUUAAAUUGUUUGACGACGGGGAGCUCACUUACGCCUUGGAUGAGUUCCCGGACACAAUACCGCAAGGCACGAUCGACAUGAACAAGGUGCUGGAUGUGUCUGACGCCGAGAGUCUGACGGGAAAUGAAUUCGCCAUUGCCCUCACAACUCCUGAAAAGGUUCACUUUAUUAAAGGAACCUCCAAAGAAGAAAGCAAAUGGUGGUUCGACGCAUUGUCACGUGUUCUUCCUCGCCAUUUAUCUAGAGGCAAGCAUAAGAGAAAUGCGACUUUCCCCUGUGGAAAAGCUAUAAUCCCACCCUCUAAUGUUAUAUCUCAGGAUUACUCUGAAGACGAUAUUCGGUUAAAAGAUUACUCCCGCCCCAAAUUUUUGAGCACGUCUGAGUUAAACGAUAGUGACGAGAAAGAGUGGAAUUUGACUUUGAGUCAGGAGGAUGAAGUGUUUUGUGCCAAAGACGAAGGAGCUGUUGUAGAUGAAGACGAAGAGAAAACAUUUACAGACAAAAAUGUGGAAGUGAAAAAUGCUCUGAAUAAUAUUAUACCUGAAUCCGUGCAAAAGGAUAUUGAAGGUAAACUGGGCAUAGCAAUUAUCUUUGCCAGUUUUACACCAUUAUAUUUGUUCUUAACUAGGAAUAAAGAAUUCCUUUUUGACGAAAACAACUUAUCUACACACCGAAGGAACAGACGUUAUCUUAAGCGGGAAAAUCGCGUGCAACGGAAUCAGCGCAGCCGGUUCGAUGGAGUUUCCAAAAUGAUUCCAAGCAAAAAAGCCACAGAUAAACAUCUGAAUGAUGCCCAAGAUUCUCUGGGGAAUGUGAAUGCCCUUUCAGCCAUCGCAGCUUCGGAGAAGCUGGAAUAUCUUGAGUCCAUCCAAAGCAAAGAAAACAAUGUCACGAGUCCAAGCAAAGAAGUGGCCGAAGAUGAUUCAUCUUCAACUGAUACCAUAGGCUCAGUGAGAAAAAUGAAUUCUGUAACUUCCAAAAAAACAAAUUUAAGAAAGUCCGAAUCCUUGAAGAACAUUCCAUCACAAUCUCACUCGGAAAUGCGAGACCAAGUGACGAACCUGCGAAGGUACCACUCCUUUAGGGGAUCUUAUUCCUCGAGGAAGCAGAAACCCUGUAUAGCAUCCAAUCAGAAGAAAGUCAAACUUGCCUCCAACUCUUUCAGAACAUCUAAGGACUCGUCAGCAGCACGAGUUGAACAUAUGGAGGCGGCAGCUGCAGAUACAAGUAAUGACGUUAAUUCACAGGAUGUAUUUAUGAAAACAGGAUGGAUUCUUCGUCAAACUUUAACCAAAGAAUGGUCAAGACAUUGGUUCGUCUUGAAGGAUUCUUCCCUUACCUACUACAGAGAUCCUUCUGCUGAACAUUGUGGUAUUAUGGACGGUAUUUUAGACCUCAACCAAGUGAGCAGCAUUCGAGAAUAUGAAUCUGACAGACAUUACGCAUUUUGCUUAUUGAUGUGGGAUGGCAAGAAACAUAUCCUGGCAGCAGAAACAGAAGAGAUGCGGUUUACUUGGAUACAAGCUAUCCAGUACGCUACGAACUUGUGGAGCUCAGAAUCCAAAGAAGACUUCAUCAAGACGGAAAUUGUAUUGCCGGAACAUAAUUACAGCCUUUCUGAUAGGAUCUCUUCACCAUCUAGUCUCAUCUCAUUGCAAAGUUUGGAGGAAGACGGACCUUCAGAGUCUUCCUCCAGCGAUGACCAGUCAGAGUAUUUUUCAAUUGUUGACGAAGAUGAGGAUACUCCAUGUUCAAAUUACCACGAUGACGACUUGGAUAUGAUUCUGUCUCUGCAUAACAUAAUAAAUGAAAAUAACUUAUGUUAUUUGUCUGGCAACUCUUGUCAUACUAAAGAAGCAUACAACGCUGAUUCCAAACCAGAUUCAAACCAAGAACGGCUAUCUAAAUCUGAGGAAGACAUGACCGAAACUGAAUUCUCUGAGGCUGAUACUUAUUAUGGAAAAAUCAAAUCCGAAGAUGUUUUUAGAUCAUACUCAGCUGAUGCAAAAUCUGAGGAUGGGUGUUAUGCUUGUUCGAAAUUUAAGUCGAAACUAAUUGCUGCUAAAGAAGAAAUACGAAAGCUUCGGGAAGAACUUCGAGAAGCCCACUCUAGUUUCGACAAUUUAGAAAUGUUUUCUUUCAAAAUUCAACAGGACAUGAAGGCAAAAGAGCAGAGUUAUGAAUCUCAAAUUGCCCUGAUGACAGCUAAGAUUGACGAUCUUACUGGUAAAUUCACAAUUGCAGAAAGAAAUUACAGACAGUUAAAACAAAAAGUUGCCAAAGAUGAAUACAAACAAGAAAAGAGGAAAAGUUCGCUGAAAAAUAAAGAUGUGCUUUCUUUAUCCAAAGAGUACGAGUCAAAGCUCUCCGAACUGGAAGUGAAAAUGAUGGAAAUUGAAUCAUCGAUAAGAAAAGGGUCAUCAGAUGCUGAAUCAGAAAUUUCUUCAUCGCAGGAAACAAAUGAAAUUACUGAAUUACCUCAAUCACCUUCGAAGCACCAACUAAGUAACGGGUUAUUUUCUCGAUUACAAAGUUUAGGAGCUAGAGUAAAAACUGCCGAUGAGACAGUUUCAGAACAAUCUCUAAACAUUGAAAACAAUUCCAAAGGGCCUAAAAUUUGUGUUCAAGUACGAGAAAGUGAAGGAUCUAGUUCUUUGGACGAUUCUGACGAUUGGCAAACUGUUACACUUACCAAAAAUGCACCUAACGGCUUCAGCGUAAGUUCAGAUAAAAUUCCGAAAACUUUUUCCGACUUGAAAAGUAUGUUCACUCAGAAAUUGCACUCCCUCUUUGAUUGGUUUAAACUGUCCUUAAACACUAUUUCACAAAAGUUCGAAUCCGAAGAAAAUGAAGAAAAAUCUAAACUUAUUACUUGUGUUAACGAAGUGUUAGAUGUCCUAUACGGUUCUGUGCCAGAAGAUAUUAAAUCCUCGGAGACCAGACUUAUCUAUUAUUUUGUGUUACUCUUUUCUGAAGCUUCAAAUGUUUAUGAAAGGAUUAACUCCGUUUCGUUUAUUGAUUCCUUAUUGAAACUUAAUGUUACUGAAUGGACUUUCAGUGUUAUUAGCAAAUUGUUAUGCAAUAUUUUCAUUAGUGACAAAAAAUCGAACGUUUCGGGAAUCAUUCGCUUAACAACUGAAAUUCCUCAGCUUAAAAGGUUUUGCCCUUUAUUUAAUAAGCUUCUGCAUCCAACCAAUCAGGACAGUUCCUUCUCUACUUCUGUAGAAAAAGUAACAGAACUGACAAAUCAGUACGAUGAAAUUCUUGAAUUGUUCGAUAAAGCCAAGAACAAAAGAUUUAUAGCUUUGUGGGAUACUCUAUCUGAUGUUCCUGUUCAAGACGAUGCGGCCAAUUCUCAGAAAAUCAAACCAAUGCUUAGGUAUGUUACUUCAAUCGCCUCAAGUGUCUUCCAGGCUGCAGAAAUGCAACUGUGUUCCUUCCAAAGCCAAUCGCUGCACAUUCUUAAAGCAGAACAUGACGUCAUUCAUUCGUGGUGCUCAGAGACAUAUAAAGCUUUAACUUACAUUUUUCAGACUUUUCUUGUUGAUCUUAAAGAACAGUGUCCUAUGAUUAAUGAGUUAACUGUUCCCAUUUCAGAGCUUAGCAACGCAUCUCAUACAGAAAUAACUUCAGUCGUAUCUGAACUAGCAUUUCUUUACAUUGCUGGCGUAGUUUUAGAAACUGCAAUGUCUUUUAUUUUAGAAAGUAAAGAUUGUGCAACUUUGGACAGUGUACCUCACGAGAAAUGGAUUAUCCAGCUGAAGAGGAAUUACUCAACCAAGACGAAUUUUGUCACCGAUGGUAACCUCUUUGACUGUUCUCAGUGCAUUGUGUUGAACGCCACACUGUCUCAAACAAAAAUCGAGGCGAUUGGUAUCAGUAACGAGAAUUACUGUGAGUCAAAAUCCAUAUCGUCUGGCCUUAAAUUUGAAACUGAAAAUUCUUCGGCGCUUAGUAGUACCUGUGCAAGUUGUUUGGAAAUUUUUACUGAAAACAUGUUGAACAAGAAAGCUGAGAUGGAAUUAAGUAACCGGAAGUGUUCACAGUGUGAAAGACUACAAGUUCAACUGAAUGUUUUGGAAAAGGAGCACCAGUCCGAAUUAAAUUCGCUGGCAAAUAACUUCCGCAAUGAGCUUGAAAUCUUAGAAGAACGCCUUCAAAGCAAUAAUGAGGUGCAUGAACAAGUACUAAGAAAAAAGGAAGACGAAUUGGAGUCGACAGUUUCCGAACUACAGCGAUUAAAAAACGAAUACGAAGAUAAAAUACAAAAUUUUAAAAAUUUGUAUGAACAAAAACUUCGCCUUCAGUAUGACAAUAUCGAAGACAAUACUAUUUGUGAAAUUUAUAAGAGGGAAAUUGAAGAUGUAAAGGUUAGUUUUUUGCAGGAUAUGUUUAAAAAGGGUCUAGUCGCAAUAGAAAACUCUCACAAUCGCAUUACUUCAGAAAUGGAGAAACGUCACAAAGAUGAAGUUGCUCUUUUAAAUGCCGAAAAGCAGAAAGCACUAGAAUUAGAAGCUGAGGCAACAAUAAAAGCCUUAGAAGCUAUAAAGAAGUCGCAUGCAAAGCAAUUAAAAGAGGAGAAAACUUCCAUAAAAGAGGAACUAAUGAAUAAAUUGCAAAUAGACGGGCAGUAUGAGACUUUUUACCAGAAAUAUGGAAAUGAACUUCAGGAACUGAAGGCCGAAAUCCUCCAUAUUACCGACUUGUAUUCUGAAAAGUGCCUGGAAAAUGUAGCUUUAGAAGAAAAAGUAAACUCCUUGAGGCAGCAGUUGCAAGAAGCCCACAACGAGCUAUAUGAACUUUUAAUUAGAAAUAGAGAUCUGGAUCUUCAUUUGUCAGCGAAUUAGCAGUUUAAGAAGCGUCUGAAUAAUUUGAUGAUUUUUAUCUUGUUCAUAGGAAUGUUCCUUCUGUGCCACUGUAUGUUUACCAGCUUCCUAGACUUUGGUAUUUUCUCAGCAAUAUGUACAAAAUAUAUUUUGUUUUAAUAAAUUGUUGUCUAAUUUGU